Seriola dumerili (greater amberjack) is the source of this 3072-nucleotide messenger RNA. Its product is annotated as butyrophilin subfamily 1 member A1-like. The transcript is spliced from 13 exons. The record is from RefSeq and is a predicted model, not a curated record. The coding region runs from base 38 to 1543 and encodes 501 amino acids. NCBI's taxonomy places the organism in Eukaryota, Metazoa, Chordata, Actinopteri, Carangiformes, Carangidae.
UCUGGUGUCCUCUGCGUCUGCUGCUGGAGCUCUGCGGAUGGAGCACGCGGGACUCCUCUUCCUCUGUCACUGCUCUGUGUUUGUUUUCAGCAGCGUCCUCCUUCCGGUGUCAGCUCUACAGUCCGGCUCACCUGAACGAGUCUUUGCAGUCGCCGGCGAAGAUGUCGUCCUCCCAUGUCACUUCAACCCAUCUAUCAGCCCCUCACCCUUCGGCCUGACGGAGUGGUCACGGGUGAACGGUCCCUCCCUGUCCACGGUUCAUGUCGUCCGCAAUGGAGAGGAGCUGGAAAAGGAGACAACAGAAGAGUACCGCGGGAGGACGGCGGUGGCAGAAGACGGCUCUCUGAUGCUGCGAAGCGGCACACGGCGAGACAGCGGCACCUACAGAUGUUUCCGUCGUGGAGGAUCAUCUGUGACAGUGUUUGUCUCUCUCAUUGUUGCUCAGGUGUCUGAGGUCAACGUCACUGUGCGGGAGUUGUCCAAUGAGCUGGUUGUACACUGUGAGUGCAGCAGCUGGGGCCUGAAGCCGCGGGUCUCUCUGCUGGACGCCGAGGGAAACGUCCUCCCUGCUGAGAACGAGUCGUCAGUCGAACCGGGCGACCUCUACUCCGUCAGGGCGCACCUGGGCCUGGCUAAAGGAAAAUCAAAAAAGAGUGGAAUCAUGGUCUGUCAAGCGGAGAUCACUGAGCUGCGCCUGGUGAAGGAGAAACGGAUCGAUAUCAGUGAAAAGUUGAGUGUUUCGGAGGCGGAGGUGGGUCCUGGAUACACAGUCGUAGCCAUCGUCCUGCUUGUCGUCGCCGUUGUCGUCAUCGCUGUCGUCGUCAUCGUUGUUCUUAAUUGGAAGGUUGAGAAGCUGCAGCGUCUGAGAGCGUUCUGCACCAGACUGGUCCAACAGCCGCUCCGAGGAGAAGAGGCACAACCACUUCUCAAAGACAUAGACAUCGCCCAGGUGAACACGACAGGAGCGUCUGAAAUCACGGCGAAAGCUCACCAUGUGUUCAACAAAGAUCAACUGCUGGAUGGAGUCAAAGUCUCACAACAGCUGGCUGAAAGAGACCUGGACGAGAUGAACAAAUACAAAGACAUCAUCAACAGUGUGGGAGAAUCUGAAAACAUCCCCCCCUCCCUGCUCGCUGGCAUCAUCUGCAGACAGUCUCAGGCCGGAACCAAGCUGGAUCAAAACGGCUUCGGACUGUACGACUCAAACUGCUUCGGUCUCAUGCAGAUCCAUAAGCUUUACAACCGUCUGGAAGGCGGCCCGUUCAGCAAGGAACAUGUGGAACAAGGAGCCAGAAUCAUCGCCAGGCUCCUUCAGAUCAUGCAGAAGGAGAGGAAGAACUGGACCACACAACAGCACCUGAAGGGAGCGUUGGCUUGUUACAUCGCAGGUGAGGAGACCGUCCUUAAUUUGAAGGAUCAUGAGGACGUGGACAGUGCGACGCCAUGCAACGACUUCGCCAAUGAUGUGAUCGCCAGAGCGCGUUGGUUCGCCAUGAAAGGCUUCAAGAGUAAAAGUAUUAAGAUAGAUGUUUUACCGAGCUGAAACAGACAGCUCUAAAAAAACAAGUGAGUUCAGCUUUGAAUCUCCUAAAUUACAGUUUCCAUUCAAAAAUAAAGUGAAGCUGUGAGUUACGAGCAGGGCAGCAGAGCUGAAGGAGCUGAUGUCUGAAGUAGGUUUAGGGUUAGAUAUUGAUUACAUCAUUAGAAUUCAAAUAUUAUUUUGAUGUAUGUGUUAAACAAACUUGAAAGAUGAAGCAACUUCCUGUAAAUGAUGUCACUUCUGGAAUGUACCAUUAUUUUACAAGGGUUUUUUAGGUGAGGGUUGACUUGAAAUCAGGGGACACCCUUCAAGGCUUCAGUGGUUAGCAACAACACUGAUUGUGCUGCCUUAUUAAGGUCCUAAGUGGAUCUGUUGUGUGUAUUUUAGAUGUAUUACAGGAGCUGAGGUUGAAAUGCCAAUAACGCAGCCAAAAUGACCAAAACAUCAAAAAUGAAAAGGACAAAAAUGUCCAUAGGGAUGCACAACGGUUAUUAAUGAUUAUAUCCUUCACUUUACUGUGGCAGUAUUAAUACCUUCACCUUAAACUCAGGGAACAUUAAUGGAAACUUUGCUACAUGUUGAAAAGCCUUAAAAGUAUUUGUUAUGUUUUAAAUGUGUCAUAUUCAAAUUGGGAUUUCUAUGACAUCAUGUGGCAUUUAUAUGACAUCAUUGUUCUCAUGUUACAUUAAUGAAGAUUAAUGAAGAACAAGUUUUUGUCACUGACAUUUACUCUUACUGUUUAUGUUGAGAAGACAAUGUGUUGUUAAUGAGCUGUAUGAGUUUAGAAGAAAAAAAUAAUUAAUCCAAGAAGCUGAAACAUUUUACCAUUUAGCAGAAAGUGAGAUCAUGAAAAAACAUUAUACUGGUGAAUCAUGGGUUUAAAGAAAUGUUUUCAUCUGAGCAGUUCUCUAAGGUGUCAUGAUUUUGAGAAAUGGACACCAGUUAGCAGGAGCUAGCUUUAGCAUGAUACCAAGAGUCUGUUUGCUGACCGGUUCUUCCAAAGAGCUUAAGUUUUUUGUUUAAAGACAAGAACUUUAGACAUUUUGGAAACAAACCUAUUUUUAUGACAUUUGUAUAAGGGCUUAAAGAGCUCGUUCUGACGUGGAAUAUAAUAAUAAUGUGCCACGUUAGUAUCUUGGAACUCAUAAGUUAACAUCCUGUUUGUAAAAGUUAGCAUCUUGCAAGUUAAUGUCUUCGUUUCAAAUGAAUUGCAGCCAACAAUAACAACACUCUCUGUUACAGUAACAUUUGUGUUACAGGAGUAUUACUCAUUAUAGAGCCAUUUACUUUACCGGUAAAGCCGGUAAUAAAAGAAAUCUCAGUGGAAACGUCACCACAUGUUGAAGGACUUUAAAAGUUUACGUUACGUUUUAUUUUUGAACUGUGUCACAUUUCUUAUUUCAGUGUUCAAGUUCAGUGUUUCAUUAUUAUUCUCUGUGAUAAACAUUUAUCUCCCGCGUGUUUUGUCCAUGAAAGUUUUCACAAUCCUGAAAUAUGACACAGUAACUUUCCAAAGAAUAAAGUGUGUUUUG